UUUAUGUUCUUUUUAGUCCAUUACGACGAGUCUGCGAGUGUUAACGUGCGCGUACGCAAGACAAUUGUUGAGCAUUCGAAAGCGUCUAUUCGUUUCAGUUGGAGUGUUGAUGCCGCAAAGUGAGUUUUUGGCAAGUCAAGUAGCCAAGCGGUGGCACACUGUGUUUUCUACAAUAACUUAGUGCUAAUAAUUAGAAAAAUAUAAUAUUAAAUAACUAAGUUUAUUUUUUUUGAUGAAUUUUAAAUAAAAAAAAAUUAUAAAAAAAUAAAAUUAAAAAAUAAUAAUAAUUUAGUGCUUUCCAAUAAAAAAUAAAGUGCACGCAUAUUUUUCCACCAGUUUGAAGUGUUGUUACUCCAAUAAAUUAAACAAAAAGUGCAAAUUGCAACAACUGCGCUAGCUGCCAAGUUACACACUCACACAACAAUAAUAACAACAACAACAUAUUGUAACCGGCUAAGCUGGCAUUCAACGAGCCCAUCGGCCACUGCGCCAGCCACACUAACCAAUGUAACUCCAAGUCUCCAACCAGCCAGUCCAGCUGCUUCGCGCCGUAAGCCCCGCCGUCGCCACAGCUAGUGCUAAAAUACGUGUGUAUUGUUGCGGUUGCAACAAACAAAAAAAACAAAUAAAUGCAAUAAAUACAAAAUAAAUGGAAAAUGUUGCAAAACUUCCAUUAAACGAGUUUGACACAUAAACACAUGCAACACGGCCUUACAAGUGUAUCAGUGUAUGUGUGUUGUUGCUGUGUGUCUGUAUUUGUUUUUGUGUCCGCGCUCCGGAAAAACCUGUUGCACUCGGUGCUGCAUUCACACGCUCCGUGGCCAUCACAAACGGAGUGCAUUCAUUCUAUUGCAGUGUGUGUUGCAUGCAACAAAAAAUGUCCCGCUGUUGAAUUGCAUGUGGAAUGAACGAAAUAUAUUAUUGCAGCGAGCCACUAGAAUAGAAGGCACUAAAUAAUAGCAUUGCUAACUUAAGCUCUUGGAACUAACAUCUCGUAACACAAAACACAAAAGGAAAGCGAAAAAAAUAAAUUCGUUGUAGUUUCACCAUCAAAAUGCAGGACAUACGUUUGCGCGUCGAACAGCCCAUGUCGCGUGUAUCUCCCACACAAACGCGUCGCCCCAUACACCUACUGCCACAAAUAAGCUUAAGCUGCAAUGAACCGCCUUUGGAAGCGCACCUGCAGCCCAGUCAACAUGCAGUGCCGCGUUCACCGAGCUCCGAGGAGGAUAACUCACCCACAGAAAUGAAUAAUUGCCGGCGUAUGGCGGAUAAGCCACCUUUGGUGAAACGGCUCACAAUGGGCAUGGGGCUGCUGCGUGGUACCGAAGACAGUCGCCCACUAGUGCACACAGCCUCAUCUUCACUCAAUUCCGGCUCAUCACAAACCAUCUCCGACGGCUAUGUGAACGAAGCCAUUUGCGAGCCAGAGAAAAUGAUAACCAACAAAUUCGGCGACUCCUGUCGGCAGUCGUUGACCGCGCUGCCAACGCUGGAAGCGACGCAUAUGGGCUUGCAGGAACACACCGAAUUUAGCUAUAAGAAAAAGUAUCUGCGUGAAACGUGUAGUGCCAACUCCAGUCCAAAGAUGUUUGCGCCCAGCGCGCCGCUACGGCUCGACAAUCUCAGCUUGGCGGAGCAGCAUGAACUGAAAGGCGCCGCCUGGUUUCAAGCCGGCAUACCGCGUGAGAUCUCAUUGGAGGUGCUGUCGCGUCAGAGCCCUGGCGCCUUCCUGGUGCGACAGAGUAGCACCAAACCCGGCUGUUUUGCAUUAUCACUGCGCGUGCCACCGCCCGCGCCCAAAGUGGCACACUACCUGAUACUGCGUACGCCGCGUGGCUACAAAAUCAAGGGCUUCACCAAGGAGUUCACCUCGUUGCGCGCGCUCAUUACACACCAUUCGGUAAUGCCAGAGCUGUUGCCUGUGCCACUGGCAUUACCACGGCCGACGAAUAUGGGCGCAGGCGCACCGGGUAGUCGACAUGGCUCACGAGGCAGUGAAUUGGAUGGCUGUGAUGAUUUCGAUACUUAUGGAUCGCUAAAUGAUUUUCGCAAAAUGAUGGCCGACAUGAAUGUAUGACUUUUGAGUGAGACAAUGAGUGGGGACAACGGACUGACGGCGCCAAGUAGGCAAGGCGAGACAGCAACAACGGCAACAACAACUGCAACACCAGCAAGUUGACCUCGAAUCAGCUGUCUGAGGCGCUGGUGGUGUGGACGCGGUUGAGGAAUUUAGGUGUAGCACAACCAAUAAAGCAACAACAACAACAACACAAUAUUAAAGUAUAGCAAUAAGAAAAGUAGUCACAAACAGCAGCAAAGCAUAUGCCACCGCACACAUUGUCGUUUGUGGCAAUAACGCAGCGGCCGGCAAAAGUAGUCGUGUUGCAAGCAUUGCAAGAUUUGAUAAAUCAUCGACGCAAUGCGAAUGUUAACGAGCCAUCAUCAAGAGAACAUGCGAAGACAACAACAAUUACAAGCAGCCUGUAAUACAAAAACAACAACAACAACAAAAUCGUUACUCACAACCACAGCGCAGAGUUGGAGUUACAGCACUAUUCAAUCAACAGACAUAACAUCAACAAGCACAACUAUAAAAUCAAAUACAACAACAACAACAUUCAUUACAAAUACCAUAUGCUUUACACCAAUGGCAUUGACAGUGACCAUGACAGUGAUACUGGCAACUUGCCUGCCACAUACGAGCCUCUUCCUGCAACAAGCAUACUCGUAUAAAGUGUAGCAGCAACAACAGCAACCUGUGGCACAACCGCAUAGGUAACAUCCACACACAUAACACUCAAAGUGCUGUUUAAUUAAUUAACACCGACAAGCGAUACACCAGCAGCAGCAGCAGACACAAGCCGGCAACCAAAUGUCGGACGACAAACGAAAUCUAGGCUGCACAAAUCAGCCAACUUGCACCCACUCAUGCGUCCCAUGCAACACUGUCUGCUGUUGUCCACUCUUCACCACUGGCUGGGCAUUUAGCCACGAUGACUUGUUGAAAUUCUAGCAAAAUGCAGAGUUUACGGCAAAUAGCUGCAUAACUGCAGUUGUCAGCAUUGUCUAUGUGAGUGUGCGAAUGUGUGUGUGUAUAACUUUAGUGACUACUGUUGAUUAAGCUCAGUAAUUAUUUUAAUUGGGCAACAUAUUCAAUGAAAUUGCAGGCAGACAUUGCUGGCUAAUGAAAAUCCCAGAAUCACAGAAGAUUUACGGUACAUAAACGAAUCGCCAGCUAUGCGAGUAAUACCUACGUAAGUUUGUUAGUUAGUGCGUGUAAGCAAGGUUAAUCCUAAAAUAUUUAGUUGAGCUUUAUGUGAAGGUUUUCGCCUGCUUGGAAGUGGCUUAGUAAUUUAACAAAGCCAAGCAGUAAUUGAUUUAUUGCCUCUGAGUGAAGUUGUAAGUUUGUAUGCAUUUGUGUAUGUGUUUAUUGUACCUCAAUGGCAAAGUGCUUAGCAAGAAUCCUAGACAAGUUGAAUAUGCAAUAGAAAUCUUCAAGCAUUAGAGGUGGGACCACUAAGACGUCUGAACCACAAGUCUCAUUUGUAAAUUAUCUAAUAGGAGGAUUGCAAAGUAUAUAACAGUUAAUGACUGCAUAUGAGACAGUUUCUUACACAGACACCUGGCUGAAAUUUAAGUUGAAGCUUUCAAAUAUUUUCAUUAAUACGGAAAAUGUUGUUAAGCUCUUUUAUGUACAUACGAGUUCAGAGUUUAUAUGCACUAAAUUUCUGUCCUGUGGUUUUCUUUUGAGGACUCAGAAUAAAAAAAACGCUAAUAGAGGCAUUCACAGAGAAUACAAUGAGGCCCGUAUGCUCCCAGUGAGGUAGCAUAAUGAGCUUCUCUCCAAGCAGUUUCUGCUGGGUUGUUUUCCUAUAAAUCAUCCCUGCUAUCCUUAACUACAUCGACGACAUAAGGCAGUAGACCGACCAGACUUCGAACGCAACUAACUUCAGACAUGCACUGACCGCCCUUCACAAUGGAGCCAUAAACUACUUCUCUAACUUGCUCUCAGUAAAUGGCGUACUUGGCGUCAAACCACCAUCCAUUGCAGACGACGAGCUCGAUUUGCCGCCAGAGCUGAGAUUUACCCUUUGCGCAGCUCCGUUUUGAUUACUGUAUCAGGUUAACCUUCUACUUAUCCCGACCCCGACAUACAUAGCAAAUAUAUAUCCAGUAUGCAACGAGCUCAGCUAAUCCUACCAAUAUCUGACACCCCUCUCUGUAUAGUCCGACCCCGUCGAAACAGCACAUUUCCUUGGUCUACCGUUGGAUGACCGCGAUGACCACUUAUCUGAGCCUUACCAACUUAACGGGGACUAGAUAACCGUUACAACAACAACAAUACGAUGAAUGCUGAACAAAUUCGAAACAUUAGUA
Molecule: messenger RNA, 4380 nt
Organism: Bactrocera dorsalis (oriental fruit fly)
Lineage: Eukaryota; Metazoa; Arthropoda; Insecta; Diptera; Tephritidae
Gene: Egfrap
Exons: 6
Coding region: 1055-2080 (341 amino acids)
Source: RefSeq, a predicted model, not a curated record